GCGAUAAUAGUUACCAAGCAUAUUCAUUAUAGCUAGACGCUUUUUAUCAAAUGUUUCUCGUCGAGGACCACAAAACGCACCGGAAGUAAACCACGUAGCACAAGUUUUGAGCGGCAGCCCAUCUUCGAGACCUCGAUCAGGCACUUCUACUAGGUUAUUGAAAAUUUCUGUUUUGACGAGGGCCAAACGUUUGUAAAUUCUUUUUUCCAAAUUAGUUGCAGUACACAAUUCUACCUUUAUCAACUAAGGAUAUCAUUUAGAAAGUGGUUUGCCUUCCAACAGCUUACCUCGUCACUUUCAAGGCAGAGUAAACCGCUUGAUAUUUGCUUCUUUUAAUGCACGGUCCAGAUGCCAUUUAAAACAUAAUACAAGUUCACCAAAGUGAUAGCAAGCCUGCUUAUUUGUCUCAAUUAAGAAUGUGUCUUAAAUAGUUGUGGGAGGCACGGUGGUCUCAUGCUUAGUGCGCUCUACUCCGGAGCGAACGGUCCGGGUUCGAGCCCGGACUGGGGACAUUGUGUUGUGUUCUUGAGCAAGACACGUUACUCUCACAGUGCCUCUCUUCACUCAGGUGUAUAACUUGGUACCGACGAAUUUAAUUAAUGCUUUGGGGUAACUCUCCGAUGGACUUGCAUCCAUCCAGGAGGGAGUAGAAAUACUCCUGGUCGCUUCAUGCUACUGAAACCGGGAUAUGCUCCGGCCUGAUGCGCCACUUGGCUCGCCUGUAGACUUUACCUUUAAUAGUAUUCCUCAGGGUUGGGCUUAAAUGAAAGGAAACAUUAUUGUAAGGAUAAACAUCUUAACUUGACCUCCCUACAGGUGGUACUCGAUUCAUCAGAGCGUUCAAGAAAGCGUUCGAGAUCCUAAAAAACACCUUGAAGUCUUCAACGAAGUCAAUCGCUGCCAGGCCCUCCAUGAUUCUCUUGCUCACGGACGGUGCACCUAAGCCAAGAGAGGCUGAAGAUAAAAGUUUACAUGCGAUAACGAAGGAGUUUGCACUGUUUAAACACGAGUAUAGUGACACCAACUUAAAAUUACUGGCAUUGCUGUUUGGAAAGGACAAAAACAGUGUACAGUUCAUAAAGACGCUGACUCAGCAAACGGUAAAGACAUAAGAUUCAAGUCGAUAUUAUCAGUAUACGGAGGUGCGGUGGCCUAGUGGUUAGCACACUGAACUUCGGAUCGAGUGGUGUGGGUUCGAGCCCUUGCCUGGGUCGCUGUGUCGUGUUUUUGGGCAAGACACCUUACUUUCACAUUGCCUCUCACCACGAACCUAGGUGUAUAAAUGAGUACUAGCGAAUAUAAUGCUUUAGAGGUGACUCUUUGAUGGAGUAACAUCCCGGGCCGCAAGUCAAAUAAAGGUCAAUGAAUGAUAAAACAAAAUGUUCAAUUCAUCAGGAUAUUGUAUAUAAAUCUCUAACGUGGAACUCAUCUAAACUGAAACCAAUGGCCUAAAAAUUGAUGAAAAACUUGUUUCUAUCUUACCUUAAUUAAAUGGUUCCCUCUUUGGCUUAUUUUGAACCCCUAUAUGCAUUAGAUAAUUUUAGACUGUCAGUUAGCUUUGCUGCUUGAUUGACUGGUCGAUUGAUCGAUUUUGUUUAUUAGCUCUCUCGGUUACAGGGUAGUGAUAUAAUAAACCUAGAGAAUGCUCACCUUAAAUAACCUGUUUCACAGAAUGGAAUAUCAAUGGCUGCCUCGGGCAAGAAGGAUCCUUAUUCCAAACUCAAAGCGUACUUCGAUUACCUGAUGGAAGUCACUCCAGCUAAAGAGAGCGAGGUCGUGUUCUCUCCACCUUAUUUGGACUCAUGGGGACUGGGUAUGAAGGCUAAUGAUAUUUAUUUAACUUCAUUCUCAUCUUCAGACCCCACUCUCAGGCUUUGUGCCUGUAGACGAGACCUAGAAUCUUGCAGGUUAUAAGAGCUAGUUUAGUAUCGAGUUUUAUGAAUUAUUGCGACUGUCGUUCUGUCUCAUCUUAUUUUGACUAUAUUUUCAAUGCAGCUUCUUCCACACUCCUCCCUCCCCACUUCCAUUGCUUAUAGUAGAGCAAGUUCCCCUCCAAAAGGGCUCGGCGGAGAGUGCGAGGUAGGAGCUAAAACAGGCCAUCAUUUGAUCUUUGAGCAGCUACUUUUGAAUGAAGCUCGGGGAUAGAUUAAAAGACAUGGAUAAUCUGACAAAAAUUGAAGUGCCGCUUAUUUCGGAACUAGCUUUUGGUGUUGUUAUUAGUCAAUCUUAUUUUACUCAGGUUUAAUGGUAACAGCAGCAAGUGCUUACUUUCAUGGCAACAAACUCCGUGGAGUGGCUGGAGUAGAUAUUGUCAUGACCGAUAUGUUGUCAGAUGUGCAGUACUUUAACCAAGCUGGUCCAAAAUCCUACGCUUUCCUGUUUCACGCCAAAACUGGGUUCACGCUAAGUCACCCAAACCUUCCCACACCAGAGGCUAUCACUGAAGAACCCAACUUGGUAAAUAUUCUAGGACUUGAACAGGGAAAGGAAUUCAAGAAAUUGCUGGAAGACGUUCAGAGGACAGGCCGAUUAAAGCGCGUAACAGAAAAGACGGCUUGUCUUGCUACGUUGGAGAAGACGUUAAAGAGGAGAAAGCGUUCUAUUUCAAGAGGUGGCAUGCUGGGAGAUGGAGUUCAAAUGGAACAAGUGGAUUACAAGUAUUCAUGCAUGCCUGUUGCUGUUGGAGAACUGAACAGGAAAGACUACAUCGUGUGUGUUGCCUUGGAGAAAGGGGAUACUGAAGCCAGUUUUAAAUCUUUAUUUAUCGAAAACCAAAUGUCACAUGCUCCUGUUACUUAUCACCGGAUGGAUGUUCUACCAGAAGCUAAGACAUGUUAUUACACAGACACUGUCUCUUAUGCAGAUCGCUCGGUGAUCAAAUUCUCCACGAAAGCUUUAGAAGAUCCAUCAAAAUACCUGGAGGCUGAGGAAAGCGCAAAAGCUGUUAAAGAGUAUGUUGAGCAGAUGAUAGGAAGAGCCCACUUCUCUGAGGAAAGCGAAGUAUUUGCUGAAGAUGCAGUAGUGACAGCUAUGCUAACCUCACUAAUGGAUGAAACUUGGUUCAGUGCGGUUAAUCAGAAGGAAUACCUAAGGAAAUUUGUACGUCGUUACAUUGGAACUUACAAUGGCGUCCUACGUCUGUUUCCUGGAGCACCACUGCCAACAAAGUUUGAUCAUAUCUCUCGACCGUGCCCGAGAUCGCUUCUGACUCUGGGGAGGAUGAAUAUAUUUUUGUGUCAAGUACUCUUUCAUCACUUGACUUAUGUAUGUUUUAUACAAAUUCAUUCAAUCUUUUUUAGGUUUAUUCGCGCCGUUGCCAAUGAAGGUUCAGCGUCAUUAACAGCUCCAUAUCUCGAUCCUUUGGGAGCGGGCUUCAUCGUGUCGAUCAGUCAAUCACUAAAAACGGCAUAUGGCAAGAAAAACCUCUUUGGAGUCAUCGGUGCUGACCUAACUGUCUCAAACUUCGGCGCCAUGUUGAGAAAACACAUCGGGAAACGAUGUUUGGGUUCUGGCAAUAAGCUGCACUGCUUUCUCGUGGAUUCGAGUGGUUAUAUUGUCUAUCAUCCAAACUUUGAUAACGCGUACAAUGACUCCAGCAAGGUUUUGAAUAAACACAUCACUGUGGUAGACGCUGUAAUUGCGCGUGGCAUGAUCAGAAGUGGAGUGAUGGUCAGACGGGAAUGCCAGAAUUUUAACCUUUUGAAGCUACAGAGAUUCUACGAGGUAGCUUGUUUUCUGCAGUUUCCCUGGUCCCCAGUAUACUAACUUCAGAUGCAAAAAAAUCAUAAGAUGGACUGGUCGCGCGCGUCUCCCACCAAUGUGACCCGGGUUGGAUUCCGGCAAGGUGCCAUACGUGGGCUGCGUUUGUUGUUUGCUCUCGCCUUUCUCGGAGUGUUUUUCUCCGAGCUCUCUGGUUUUCUGCCCUUCAUUAAAACCAACAUCUCCAAAUUCCAGUUCUACCAGGAUAGAGGACCUACAUGAAAACCAGCUCAGGCUGAUGUGGCUUUCUCUUUAAAUUUUAGAGAACUUAAGCAAUGACCACCGCGACCCUGAGGAUAACGCCUAGUAAAAAAACAAAUUUAUAUUUUACCCUCGAAUUUUGCAAAUGUCCAGAUAUCUGUUCAGAGCCUCUAUUGGUCUCAGAACUUGCCUAAGCUUAAUAUGAAAUGUCAGCAUUCAAUCCACCGUAGGAAAAAAGAUGGCGACUGGUACAUUUACCCAUAGUUCUUAGCGCACUAAAACCUUAACAACGUUCAUAAAAACGCACAGAAACGUUAUACAAUCUUCAAACUUAGGCUACUUAAUGUCCUUAGUACAGGG
This is a messenger RNA of Orbicella faveolata, 4320 nucleotides long. Its product is annotated as VWFA and cache domain-containing protein 1-like. Lineage: Eukaryota; Metazoa; Cnidaria; Anthozoa; Scleractinia; Merulinidae. Gene Ontology annotation, molecular function: voltage-gated calcium channel activity. The record is from RefSeq and is a predicted model, not a curated record. Gene Ontology annotation, cellular component: voltage-gated calcium channel complex.